AUGGCGCAGAGUUGGUCUCAAUCAGAAGAAGUUGCAUCUAUGCAGCAGUUGCUGCAACAGUUGUUGCAGCAACAAAAAGAACAACAACAACAGCAGCAGCAGCACCAAGAAGAAGUCCAACAGAAGUUGGACUUCCUUUAUGGCGAGCUGCAAAAAUAUAAAGAGCAGCAGCAGCUGGUGCAACAACCACAGCAGUCACAGCAGCCACAGGCAAAACGUAAAAGAAAAAAAGAGGUGCCGGCCGCGCGCGAGCCCGCUGGCGAGCCCAGCGAGCCUUUCAAGGUAUUAGCCGAGGGGGAGGUCGAAGCCAAGACAGCGGACGAGGUGGCGGCCGAGGUGCCGACCGAGGUGGCGGCCGAGGUGCCGACCGAGGUGGCGGCCGAGGUGGCGGCAGAGGUGGCCUCACGGCUACUGGCGAAGGUCCACGUAAAAAAACCUAACGCGCUAUUAGUGGCACUUCAUGGGUAG
Messenger RNA from Monomorium pharaonis (pharaoh ant), 468 nucleotides. RefSeq names its product ataxin-8-like. The record is from RefSeq and is a predicted model, not a curated record. The transcript is spliced from 4 exons. NCBI's taxonomy places the organism in Eukaryota, Metazoa, Arthropoda, Insecta, Hymenoptera, Formicidae. Bases 1 to 468 code for a protein of 155 amino acids.